CCGGUCUUAUGACUGGAGCUGAAGCGGCGACUCCAGGCUUUCGCGGUGCUGUCUGUGGUCGGUGGUCCCCUGUGCUCUCGCUUUCCCAGGGUCCGCAAGGGUGUUCUCUGGCGUUGCCGGUCAGGUCGUCGGCUGCCCUGCGGGAUCAGGAUGCGCUUCCGCUUCACUCCGGUUUCGGGCGCGGGGCUCGUCCUGUUUUGUCUGCUCCUGGGAGCUGUUCAGUCCUAUGCAUUGCAACUUAAUUUGACAGAUUCGAAAGGUACUUGCCUUUUUGCAAAAUGGGAGAUGAAUUUCACAAUAUCAUAUGAAACUACAAACAGAACUCUUAAAACUGUAACCAUUUCAGAACCUUCCAAUGUGACAUACAACGGAAGCAGCUGUGGGAAUGACCGGAACAGCACCAAAAUAGUGGUACAAUUUGGAUCUGCAAUCUCUUGGGAAGUGAAUUUUACCAAGGAAGCUUCUUAUUAUUUUAUUGACAGCAUCUUGCUUUCCUACAACACUAGUGAUAGCACAACAUUUCCUGGUGCUGCAGAUAAAGGAAGUGUUCCUGUUAACAACAGUCUUCAGACAGUCAAAUUUCCAUUGAAUAACAUCUACAGGUGCAAUAGUUUAUUAAUUUUUAACACGGACCCUGUGGUUCAGCGCUAUUGGCAUAUUCACCUACAAGCUUUUGUUGAAAAUGGCACAGUGAGUAAAAAAGAACACGUAUGUGACGAAGACAUACCCGUCACCACUGUAGCACCCAUUAUUCAUACUACUGUGCCAUCUCCUACUACGACACCCACUCCAACUCCAAAGGUUGGAAACUAUAAUGUUACUAAUGGCAAUGCUACCUGUCUGCUGGCUACCAUGGGGCUGCAGCUCAACAUCACUGAGGAGAAGGUGCCUUUCAUUUUUAACAUCAACCCUGCUACAACUGACUUCACUGGCAAAUGUCUUCCUCAAACUGCUCAACUUAGGCUAAACAACAGCCAAAUUAAGUAUCUUGACUUUAUCUUUGCUGUGAAAAGUGAAAACCGAUUCUAUCUGAAGGGAGUGAAUGUCAGCAUGUAUUUGGCUAAUGGCUCAGCUUUCAGCGUUUCAAAUAACAAUCUUAGCUUCUGGGAUGCCCCUCUGGGAAGUUCUUAUAUGUGCAACAAAGAGCAGGUUGUUUCAGUGUCUAGAACGUUUCAGAUAAAUACCUUUAACCUAAAGGUGCAACCUUUUAAUGUGACCGAAGGAAAGUAUUCUACAGCUCAAGACUGCAGUGCAGAUGAAGACAACUUCCUUGUGCCCAUAGCAGUGGGAGCAGCCCUGGCAGGAGUACUUACUCUAGUGUUGCUGGCUUAUUUUAUUGGUCUCAAGCGCCAUCAUACUGGAUAUGAGCAGUUUUAGAACCUACAAUCUAAUUGAUUAUAUUACAAAAUUCGUUCAUGAUUGUAUUACAAAAUGCGUUCAAAUAGUAAGGUUUUCUUGCCUCUCAGUGUAUGAAGCACUUUGUUCCUUGGAACUUUCAUUCCUAAAUCGGCCCCAUCAUUUUGAGAUGAGUCUUUUUUUUUUUUUCAUUAAAAACUGUUCUCUGAUCCACUUAAAAUGCAGACUGGCUUAAAAAAAAAAAGACACAUGUGCAAUAUUUUAAGAUCUGUCUUAAGAAGCUUUGGCCAAAUUGGGAUCCUAACCUGAGAUGCCUUAAACUUAUUAAUAUGACCAUUAUAGAGUUGUACCUUACUGAAAUUAAUAAAUACUGCUUCACCACUGGUGUUUUGUUUCGAUGUGUACCAGCUGUCCUGAUUUAAACUCACUACAGCUAUGCCUUUGUAUAUAGUUCAAGGCUUAAAAUACAUCAGAUAUGCUAAGACUUGGUUUUCAGGGGUAUGAAGUAGAGAUAGUCCUAGGGCCAUCCACAUUUUUAUAAGACCUAAAGAGAAACCAGAAUAUUACAUCAUUUUAAGGUUAUGACUUUCACUGUUACCUUUGACUUCAAAUUAAAUAUGAAAUUAGAUUCUCAAACUUGUGAUUUUCCCCUAGAUUAAAAACAGGCUGAGGAGGCUAUAACAGAACUCAAACUGGCUUCUUAAUUAGAAGGAUUUUUUUGAGGGGAGGUUGUUUUAUGAGUCAAGAGUUUCUGUAGCCUUGGCUGAUCUGGUACUUGCUAUGUAGUCCAGGCUGGCUUCAAACUCACAGAGAUCCGCUUGCGUUGGCUUGCCAGAUUCAAAGAUCACAGGCAUGUGUUACCAUGCCCAACCUGGGCUUUUAAGGAAAUAUUUAUUUUUCAGCAAUAUAGACUGCAAAGAGUCAAACAUUAACCACUUGCCUUGUUUUCCUCCUCUUUGGAUGCCUGAUUAACACUAAAAGAUAGAAGAUUCUAUGAACUAAUUAGGACAGAUUGUGUUGUGUUUCUCUACCUCAUCUUGUUGAUCUCUGGAGCAUUCAAAUCUAUUUAGUGUUGUCAUCAGACUGGUACUUAUGAAAUGUAAGCUAACAGCAAUCUCAGAAGGGAGGCAACGAAGCACAGCAGCUUUGCUCUUGCUUCUCCAAGAUAGCCGCUGUGGGGCACCGUGUUGAGAGGCAUUACAAUUAGCUAGACAGCUAGUCCAGAUUGAAACAUUUUCAUGGUAAAAGUGAGGUGCUGAUGGAAAAUAUAAAUAAAUCCAAAGAUUUAACAGAUGAGACCAUGUUCAUACUGAAAUGAUCAUUAAUUCAUUCUAAUGUGUAUAUUGGCUUGUUCAGAGUUUCUGUCACGUACUAAUUAACAGUACAAAUGUGUUUAGGUACCCAGCUGUCAGUGUCUGUUAGGGAGCUUUCAGUAAAACAGUACCCUCCAAAAAAAAAAAAAAAA
Peromyscus leucopus (white-footed mouse) is the source of this 2821-nucleotide messenger RNA. It is a transcript of the gene Lamp2, whose product is annotated as lysosomal associated membrane protein 2. Gene Ontology annotation, cellular component: membrane. NCBI's taxonomy places the organism in Eukaryota, Metazoa, Chordata, Mammalia, Rodentia, Cricetidae. The record is from RefSeq and is a predicted model, not a curated record.